AUGUUUUCUUCUGAAUACUUUGGCUUUGAUGGAGUUGAAGAUCAAUUCAGUUGUUCUGAGAAAGUUUGGGAGAGAAUGGACGAAAUGAACGGUGGGAAACACUUGCAUUUUAAUGCAGAAGCAGAUCAGCGGGCUUCUGGCUUUGGUUUUUAUCAAAAGGAGUUGUCGUCAGAGGAAGGAUUCCUUCUCUCCAAGUAUCAACAACAAGAAAUGCAACAUGUAUCCUUGUCGGGUUAUGGGCUUGUUGAUGAUCUGCAGUUCCAUAUUGGGUCUCCACGGCUGCAAACAUGUUUAGAGGAAAUCUCAAAGCUUGGAGAAUCUUCAACUUUAAUUCCAUACAAUGAACCCAAGAAUCGAAACCAGCAACCAUUUUCUUUGCUGCUAAACAACUCUGAAAAUAGGUUCAAAGGGUUGAAUAAUGGUGACAGAAUAGUUGAGCAAAGUAAUGGCAUGCCAUGUACAAAGGUGGAAGACCGGAAAUUGUCAACCGAGGAAAUACUGAGGCUAGCUGGAGCCAAGUUCAUCCAGUCAUCUUCCCAAACAGCUGAUUGUCUUUCCACGCUUAGCCAUCCUUUUGAGUUUGCCUUCAAUGGCCUCUCCAAUGAAGAGAACGAUGACUCGGAGCUUGCAGAAUUCCUUUUUGCUUCUGCUGAGAAAGUAGGCUUUCAACAGUUCUGCCGUGCAAACAAGUUUCUCAACCAGUGUGAUCACUGGUCUUCCAAAACAGGGAGCCCUGUCCAGCGAGUGGUUUUCUAUUUUUCUAAAGCUCUUCGAGAGAAAAUUGAUCGAGAAACAGGAAGAAUCGCACCAAAAGGCUUGGGAAAAAGUCACUGUAUCGAUGUUGACCAGGUAAUAAUGAGUUCAAGCCCCCCGAUGCUUGCAAGUCAUGAAGAAAUUCCCUUCUCCCAGCUUGCACAAUUUGCAGGGAUUCAAGCCAUUGUAGAACACACGGCGGAUGCGAGGAUGAUUCAUGUAAUUGAUCUUGGCAUCCGUAAUGGGGUGCAAUGGACUAUCUUGAUGCAAGCUCUUGCAACUAGAUAUGAAUGCCCUCUGGAGCUUCUCAAGAUUACUGCUGUUGGAACUACUUCAAAACAUUUACUUGUGGAAACAGGUAAGAGGUUGGAAAGUUUUUCCCAGUCCUUGAACUUACCCUUUUCUUUCAAGGUGGUUAUGAUAUCAGACAUGGUAGAUCUCAGAGAAGAUCUUUUCGAGCUAGAUGCUAACGAAAGAGUUGCUGUUUACUCUGCGUACUUACUGAGGACCAUGAUUCCUAGGCCAAAUCAGCUGGAAUCUAUAAUGAAAGUGGUAAGAAGUAUCAAUCCAUGCAUUAUGGUUGUCACUGAAAUUGAAGCAAACCACAAUUCACCUGUUUUCGUGAGCCGUUUCGUUGAGGCUCUUUUCUUCUUCGGUGCAUACUUCGAUUGCCUAGAAACUUUUAUGAAACGGGAUGAUCCGAACAGAAUGGUCAUAGAAUCACUAUUCUUCGGUGAGGCAAUUAGGAAUAUAGUGGCGGCAGAGGGAGAGGAAAGGAGUACUAGAAAUGUAAAGAUCGAUGUCUGGAGAGCCUUUUUUGCUCGGUAUGGAAUGCUGGAGACAGAGUUGAGCAUGUCAUCUUUGUACCAAGCAAGGCUGGUGGUCAAGAAAUUUGAUUGUGAGAAUUCUUGCACGCUUGAUAUGAAUGGCAAAUGCAUGAUCAUAGUGUGGAAGGGUACGCCAAUUUGUUCUCUUUCUGCUUGGAAGUUCCUCUGACAAGAGCAGAAAGGAGGUGAAACAUCAAUGAUACAUGUCAUUGCUGACAACCCGGUUGUCUUCUUUUCUAUUUUA
This is a messenger RNA of Juglans regia (Persian walnut), 1824 nucleotides long. Its product is annotated as DELLA protein RGL1-like. Gene Ontology annotation, biological process: regulation of DNA-templated transcription. Bases 1 to 1749 code for a protein of 582 amino acids. The transcript has a single exon. Gene Ontology annotation, molecular function: DNA-binding transcription factor activity; sequence-specific DNA binding. Gene Ontology annotation, cellular component: nucleus. Lineage: Eukaryota; Viridiplantae; Streptophyta; Magnoliopsida; Fagales; Juglandaceae. The record is from RefSeq and is a predicted model, not a curated record.